AGGGGGAGUCCAGAACAUACCUGUAGAGCUCCAGCUUCUCUUUCUCUGAGCUCUGCCUAAGGUAUGAGCUGUUAUGUAGCAGUUGCAUGUGAGGAGAAGGCAGAAUACAAGUCGUCGUCAGAAGAUCCUGUCCUAAGCUGGGCCUGAAAGUUCAUCCAGCUGGCUGGUACAUAAACAAAAUCCAGAAGUGGAAAAGGCUAGUCCCUCUGCCACAAUGAGCUCUGAACAUGAAGAAAUUGAUGUUACAAAAACUGUUGUCAAUGGGCUGAGCAGCAAUGGACAAGAAAAAGAAAUGGAUCCCACAAAAGUCUGCAGUGGAAAAGGAGCUGUAACUCUCCGGGCAACCCCAUCCUAUGAAGGGAAUCGGAAUGUCACUUCACCAUGUCCUCAGGAUGCUGAGCAACCUGAAAGUCUGGAGCCAGAAAACUCAGAAACAGAUGAUUGGAGGUCGUCGUCUAACACUGAUGCCAAUGGGGAUGCCCAGCCAUCUUCUCUGGCUGCCAAGGGUUAUAGGAGUGUGCGUCCAAACCUCUCUUCAGAGAGCAAGCCACAGGACCCAGGUCCUGUGCUAAAUGAAGUGCCCCAGCCUGGCACUGACUAUUCAACCUCCAUCACUUCCAUCAGCAAGUCUGCCUCUGCCUAUCCUUCUACCACAAUCGUCAAUCCCACUAUUGUCCUGUUGCAGCACAAUCGAGAACAGCAAAAAAGGCUUAGUAGCCUGGCAGAUUCAGUGCCAGACAGAUUAGUUUCUGACAGAGUUGAUUCAGCACUUCUGCGGGACAAGCCGGCUCAGGAGGCUGCGCCAAGUGAGAAGAGGGCAGUGGAGGAGAAGAGAAGCACUGUCAGGAGCCCUCCCUACAUGGCUGAUACCUCUGUUGAUGACAUUGGAAUUCCACUGAGGAAUACAGACAGAUCGAAGGACUGGUACAAGACGAUGUUCAAACAGAUCCACAAGCUAAAUAGAGAUGAAGAUUCUGAUUCAUUCUCUCCACGUUAUUCCUAUCCUGAGGACAGUAAAACCCAAGUUCCCCGCUCCAAGAGUGAGAUGGACAAUAUAGAUUCCGAGAAGGUUGUGAAGAGGUCUGCCACUUUGCCACUGCCAAACCGUGCUUCAUCACUGAAAUCAAGCCCAGAAAGGACUGACUGGGAGCCUCCAGACAAGAAAGUGGACACCAGAAAAUACCGUGCAGAACCCAGGAGCAUUUAUGACUAUCAGCCAGGGAAGUCCUCUGUUCUGAACAAUGAAAAGAUGACUCGGGAUAUAAGCCCAGAAGAGAUAGAUUUAAAGAAUGAACCUUGGUAUAAAUUCUUUUCGGAAUUGGAGUUUGGGAAACCGCCUCCAAAAAAGAUUUGGGAUUAUACUCCUGGAGAUUGCUCUAUCCUUACUAGAGAGGAUAGAAAGAGUGAUCUAGAAAAAGACCUCUACCUCUACCAGACUGAGUUAGAGGCAGAUUUAGAAAAAAUGGAGAAGCUUUAUAAAGCACCACAUAAAAAGCCACAGAAGAAUACAGCAGGUGUUGUUCCUCUGGAAACUUCCACAGACCAUUCUUCCUACUCCACUUAUUCACCCAACUACCAUGCAGUGAAGAGGGAGUCAGAGCUAGCUGUGGGGGACCCUGCUGCCUUGGAGAAUGAAAGGCAGAUUUACAAGAGUGUGCUGGAAGGUGGAGAUAUCCCAUUCCAGGGGCUGAGUGGUCUCAAGCGACCUUCAAGUUCUGCUUCCACAAAAGUGGAUCGUAAAGGUGGGAAUGCUCAUAUGACUGCACCCUCUUCAGUUAAUAGCCGAACCUUUAAUGCUAGUCAUACCGGUAUGUUAGGUCACGCAUGUAAGCAUAAGAAGCCUUUAUCAGCUGCCAAAGCCUGCAUUACUGAAAUCCUCCCUUCUAAAUUCAAACCCAAACUAGCAGCUCCAGCUGUUCUUGUGCAGGACAAGACGGGUAUCUUGCUGUCUCAUGAGAAAGCUCAAAGCUGUGAAAACCUUCGUAGCUCCACUGCCUUGUUUGAUAAUAAAAAGGCUUUCAUGGUAGACAUAGGGGAAAGCAUAGAAAACAUCUUGAUGAAGUCGAAGCAAGAGUAUGCCAUUAAAUCUGGCAGUACCAUGAGCCUGCAGGAGUAUGGCACCAACUCUAGGAAAGGCUACCUGUUCGCUGCCUCCAGAAAGAGUGGGGUGGAGUUUACAACACUCUAUAAAGACAUGCACCAGAUCAACCGGUCCAGGAUCCAUUUGGACACAGUUUCCUCCUGCAGUGUGAAGGAUAUUGCAUCUCAGUUUGAGAAUGAAGCAAAGGACAGGAUGGAGCACAGCCUUAGCCGAGAGGAUUCAGAGCAGAUCCCCAAAGACACCGUUUCCUCCCGUAUCAGUGCCUUUGAGCAGCUGAUCCAGAGAUCCCGAUCAAUGCCCUCACUUGACUUUUCCAUUGGGCAAAACAAACCCACCACUUCUCUUCAGUCUAAAACUUGUCUGAGUGCUGCAUACUCUGCAGAGAUUCUUCUGGAUUUGUCAAAAGCACACCAAGAAGAGAAGGAUGUUGCCAGCUUUGCAGAUAAAUCCUCCCGCUCCUGCAGCAAUGUGGAAGACACGGCUUCGGAUGUCAGUGAUGUCAUCCCUAUGGACACACUUUCAGCUUGCACUGAUGAGAUAGAUCUUCUCUCAAAUGCCUCCAAUGACAGUGGCAGCAGCUCCAGCAACCUGAAUGGGCCUCAGAAGCAUAAAAUCAACAGAUGCAAAGGCUCAUGCCCAGCUUCCUACACCAGGUUCACAACCAUCCGAAGGCAUGAACAGCAGCAGACCUCCAGGCACCCUGAUUCCAAAGGGGAUGUCUAUGGGGACAGGCACAUGCUCCCCAGAAAUGUCUACCUAAUGAGCCCGCUCCCAUUCCGAUUGAAAAAGCCCUUCCAACACAAAUCCUGCAGAACUCCGCCCCCAGACUGCCUGGCAAGCCUGGCAGUGCCCAGCCUUGAGAACCCAGACGACCCCAUACAGCUGCAGGGGAGUGUAGGAAACAAGAGCCAUCACUCCCAGCACCAACCUUGCUCCAGAAGCGGGCCUCUUGCUCCCAGGCGCCUGUCCUCCUUUGACAUUGUGGAGAGGCUUGGCUACUUCCCCACCAUGGGAUCUAGCCGGGAUAGCUUCAUGGGCCGGGCUGACAUUCCUGACUCCUUAAACAAUGGGAACCCUGUUUCAUAUGCCCUCUACCACAGCCUCGACACAAACAACAACCCGCAAAGUGAACUUGGGACGUACCUAGGAGAUUCAGAAUCACCAAGGCAUUUUGCACCAGUUGAUUACAUGGAAACUCCAGAAGAAAUCCUCCGCAGGCGGUAUGACGAUAAAGAGAAACUUUUAGAGGACCAGAGACGGCUUAAACGUGAGCAAGAAGAAGCUGAUAUUGCCGCUAGAAGGCACACAGGGGUUAUUCCAACGCACCAUCAGUUUAUCACUAAUGAACGAUUUGGGGACCUCCUAAAUGUAGACGAUACUGCAAAGAGGAAAUCUGGGUCAGAGAUGAGACCUGCUAGAGCCAAGUUUGACUUUAAAGCACAGACACUAAAGGAACUUCCUCUGCAAAAAGGAGAUAUUGUUUACAUUUACAAGCAGAUUGACCAGAACUGGCUCGAAGGUGAACACCAUGGCAGAGUUGGCAUCUUCCCACGAUCGUACAUAGAGUUCCUUCCACCAGCUGAGAAGGCUCAACCCAAAAAGCCGUUACCAUUGCAAGUAUUGGAAUAUGGAGAUGCUAUUGCUAAGUUCAACUUCAAUGGGGAUACCCAAGUGGAAAUGUCAUUCAGAAAGGGUGAAAGGAUCACGUUGAUUCGACGAGUGGAUGAGAACUGGUAUGAAGGAAGAAUCUCUGGCACCAGUCGCCAAGGCAUCUUCCCCGUCACGUACGUGGAGGUGCUCAAACGGCCAGUGGUCAAGAACGCCAUUGACUAUCCCGACCCACCCGUGUCCCUCUCCCCCAGCCGCAGCAUGACAGCUUCACCACAGUCUCCCAGCUCUGAGCUGCUCCAUACUCCAACUCCUCCGCCUUUGCCUUUUGCGCGCCGCGCUUUGUCUCCAGAGGUGCAGGCGGUCACAUCCGAGUGGAUUGCUCUGACCGUGGGAGUGUCUCCCAGCACCACUCCUGCCAUAACUCCUCCAUUGCCUCCUCCGCCUGAAGCCUCCCUCUCUCACACUGACUAUCUCUCGCCUUCUGCUGCAGCCAGCCCUUCCCCCACAGUCAGCCUCCACCAUUCUCAUCUCUCUGGCUCCUCGACUCCCAGGUCCAUUAGGUCCCCAUUGCCCUCUUCCUCAUCCAGACCUCAAUCCUCUGCCCGCAGUUUCUAUCAGGCCACUCCACAAAAUGAAGAGAAGUUUGUUGACUCCCCUUCUCCCAGUGUGACUUACUCUAACUCCUCUCGCUGGGCAGUGGAGAGCCCCGAAAGCAUCCUCGCAGAGCAGCGUGACACCACUGCCAGCCCAGCCUGGCUCCCAAAGACAGGAGAGGGCAGCAGCCACGCUGAGCAGAGUGCUCAUGCUGUCCCCAAGAUCUCUGUUGAGCGCUGCCUGAAACCGUCCCAGCUAGACAUGCGUGCGAGCCCAGAAAGGAGACCUGUGGGUUCCUCUGAGGACAACCAGUUGUGUCAGGAGCUAAUGGCUAUUGUUCAGGGAGGUAAAACAGACAAAAGAGACGUGAGGAAAGAUGAUACAGGAAAAUUUCAAAGCGGGGAAAAGAAGACUGCAGACUCAAAAGUAUUCUCUUCAUCUGCUCCUCUCUCUUCCUCUACCCUCUCUUCCUCUACUGUCACAACACAGCCACCUCCCAGACUUACACGCAGAGUCAAUAAGCCACAGCAACCUCAAGCACAGCAGCAAGGAGCCAGCCCUGAGCGAAGUCAAACACCACGAGACAUAGUUAGCUACCAAGCCCUCUACAGCUACACUCCUCAGAAUGAUGAUGAGCUGGAACUGAGGGACGGUGACAUUGUUGAUGUCAUGGAGAAAUGUGAUGACGGCUGGUUUGUGGGUACAUCCAGGAGAACAAGGCAAUUUGGCACCUUCCCAGGCAACUACGUGAAGCUUCUCUACCUGUAAAGUAACAGUGAUCCCACCAUGACAAGGAUGGUGGGAUUCCUUUCCAGAUGGUGAUUUUAAACAGUGAAGAAACAGACAAUUUAUGAAUGUACUAGACAAGACAUGAGAAGUGUUAGGAGGAUGUGGUUAUGUGGUACACUAUUGAGUUGAAUGUGUAGCCCUGCUUCCAUGGAGUCAGGGUAUGAUUUGUUUGCUGAAGAGACAGUUUCUAGUUUACAGUGCUGCCUUUGUGUAUUCCUCUCCCUUCCCCAGUAAGAGUUUUGAUGAUAAUCUUAAUUUGUACGGAGUACUUACCUCUGAGAAGGCUUCAGGGAAGCACAUGGUAUAGGUUUUGUUUGUGUGUUGAGAUAGGGUAGUACUUUGGGGCAGUACUCAGCCCUGCAGCUGCUCACAUUGGUUGGCACAGGAGUUCAGGAACAGGAGUUCCAGAAACAGGCUUGCUGCCCAGUUUCUGCCUUGCUGAAGACUCACUUUUCUCUGCCUUCCAUUUCCAUAGAAAACCUUUCCUUCAUGUCAUGCAUCUUAAGACCCAACAGAAGCAGAGGACAGCUGAUACAAUUGAAUUGCAGAGCUCUGUGUGGAAAAGGAGCUGGGGAUUGGUGAUUUAAUCCAGAGAGGUCAGCCAAAGCAUAAUGCAAAUGUGCAAAAAUCCCAAACCCUUCAAUAACAUAUUACUGAUCUCUGCAGGGUUUUUUCUUUUGUGCAGGGGGUGUGUGUGUGAAUGUAUUGUGUGCAAAAUUAACUGAGACCUGUUUUUUAAAAAGAAAUCAGCCUAGAUUUGACAUUUAUCUGCACAAAGAAUAGAACCAAUAAACAGAACAUCCGUGAGGGCAAAUCCUGUUUAUGAGUCCUACGGCUGUUCACUUUCUCUGCUCCUCUUGCCCUAUCGCUGGCCCUAAAGGAUCACACACCUUUUCCAGUGUAUGCUUUGGGAUGAAAUGCUGGGACUUCUUUCCCAGCAUUAAAUGUUAGAGGCUCUGAUAAAUCUGAACAAUGUAUCACUGAGGGUGCCUUUUUUUUUUCAUUUUGGUUACAGUGUUGAAGGUAGGUCAAAUAAAUACAUGCAUUUUGGCUGCCUCUUAGUCAUACAAAAAAGUCUAAUCAAUUUGGAAAGCUGUUCCCAACAUUUAUUACCAGUUACAUAGAUUUGUAUUUCCUUGAGGGAAAAAAAAACCCAAAACCAUGGCUUGGCUCUAUGUUUGCCUGUAAAUCCACUAUGAAUACUCUUUUGAUAGACUUUUUGUUAUUAAGAAAAAGCAUAAACAAAACCAGUUCUAUCAGACUCUGCUUCCUACAAUUGCCGUACAAAUAGCAAAGGGUAGAUUGCUAUUUUGUCAUAAGCCGUAUUUAAUAAUAUAAAAUGCCUAUUUUUAUGCUGAUGCUUUUAUACAGAUUUAUUAAGAGUAAACUACAACUAACUGUUAGCACGACUUGCAAUGUUUUGAUAAACUAGCCAUGCUCCUGGGUUUGAAAUCAAGAAGGCUUGUCUUCCGUCUCAGUCAGCGGAAGAGAAGACUCUGUGUCUCAGAAGUUUGACUGUAAAUAUGUAUAUUUAACUUUGUACAGACAAUGUACUUACCUUGUAUAGAAAAAUAAUUUAAACACAUUGAGUGAAGGGAGGGGAAAAAAGGCAGUUGUGAAAGGUUGGGAUUUUUCCACUUUAAUUUAAGUGAUGGAAUUCCGUGUAUGUUCACAUAAAGAGUUUUAGCACAAAAUAUUCAUUAUGAAAGGUUUCAGAUAUGAUACAAAGCACCACUGUUUAUUUUCUGCAGGAGGUAUCUUGAAUCCUGCAUCUUAUUUAUGGGUUAGUUGUUCUGCUUUGGGUUUGCCCUCUAGUUAUUUGCAACAAUGUUUAGGCCUGUUGGUAAGAUUGGAUAACACCAAAUAAAUCUAUCCAGCAAAGUAACAUGUUGAUAUUGAUUGUAUAUAACAUACUCAUUUAAAAGUUAAUUUUCUGUUCCUGCUCUUGCCAGUUUAAGUUAAACAUAAACACACACACACACACCACACACAUAUCCACACAAACUGCAACUUCUUUUUGUGUUGAUUUUUUGUUUCUUAUUGCAGUGGAUUACUAUUUGGCAAUUAAUAAAUGGAAUUAUUGAAUUACUAUUGUGUUCCUUGUACAAAUUAUUAAAUAAAAUCUACUCUGGUUGUUCCUGUA
This is a messenger RNA of Agelaius phoeniceus (red-winged blackbird), 7238 nucleotides long. NCBI's taxonomy places the organism in Eukaryota, Metazoa, Chordata, Aves, Passeriformes, Icteridae. The record is from RefSeq and is a predicted model, not a curated record.